Symbiodinium sp. CCMP2592 is the source of this 1191-nucleotide messenger RNA. The record is from the annotation of a GenBank genome assembly. Lineage: Eukaryota; Dinophyceae; Suessiales; Symbiodiniaceae.
AUGCAAGGCUGGGCUUUUCAGGUUACCGACACAGGAAGGCAGAAUGUGAUGGUGGUGCCUCCAGACAACAGUAUUCUGGAAUUAGAGCUCUACGCUGGUCCCAAGGUCACGGUUUUGAUCUUCUCUAUUCUCUAUGCAUUCGUGAUUGUCACAAGGUUUUUUGAGCUUGCCAAGGACCAGUACAGCUACAGCAUUGCCAUCAGCGUUUGCGAGAAGACAUCGCAGUGGCCUCGGGCGCUGCGGCUCUUUACAGAACUCCGCGAAGCCGCUGUUACUGUCGAUGCCGGCAUCCUCGCUCCGCUUAUCAGCGCCUGCGGACGUGGUGGCCAGUGGCCCUUUGCAUUGCGCCUCUUCACAGACUUGGGCGCCGACGUCCGAAGCUGCAGUGCUGCGAUUGCCGCUUGUGCCAGUGCUUCUGCAUGGGGCGCUGCACUUCGACUGUUUGCGGACAUGCCCUCCAUGACCAUCCUGGCAAACGCUGUCACUUUUAGCACUGCGCUGUCUGCCUGUGGAGCUGCGGCGGCCUGGCAACGGGCGUUGCAGCUACUCGUUGGCAUGGCAGAGACAAGAGUCCGACAGGAUGUCGUCAGCUGCAGCACUGCCAUCAGUGCCUGCGAACGGGCUUCGCAAUGGCAAAUAGGCUUGCAUCUCUUCCAGGCGAUGGCCAAUGAUCGCGUGCACCAGAAUUUAAUCAGUUACAGCGUGGCCAUCGUGGCGUGCGCUCGUGGGGGCCGCUGGCGCCAAGCGCAGCACCUCCUGGCACAGUUGAGUGUGGAGGGACUCCGCCCCGACUCUGCUUGUCUCAAUGCUGCCAUCAGCUCCUGCGAUAGGGACGGCUGCUGGGAGCAGGCUCUACAUUGGUUUGCUGCCAUGCCAAGGUACCAGCUUCGUCCCGACAUUUGCAGCUACGGUGCCACCAUCAGUUCAUGCGCCAAGGCGGCAGAAUGGCAAGUUGCAUGCGCACUCCUCGGCCCUUUGGAGGAGGCGGAGCUUGGCCCGGACCUUGUGACCUACGGAGCAGCGAUCGCCUCCUGUGAAAAGGUUGGCCAGUGGCCAGCAGCGCUUUACCUCUUCGUCUCCAUGCAGACUCAUCAGGUCGUUCCAGACCUGUCAACCUGUUCUUCGACUCUCAAGGCACUGAAAAAGGGCUCGCAGUGGCGUCGGGCACUGUGGCUUUUGCCAAUGCCCUGA